Zingiber officinale is the source of this 1278-nucleotide messenger RNA. Its product is annotated as transcription elongation factor TFIIS-like. Gene Ontology annotation, cellular component: nucleus. Bases 98 to 1270 code for a protein of 390 amino acids. Gene Ontology annotation, molecular function: nucleic acid binding; zinc ion binding. Gene Ontology annotation, biological process: DNA-templated transcription; transcription elongation by RNA polymerase II. The transcript is spliced from 3 exons. The record is from RefSeq and is a predicted model, not a curated record. Lineage: Eukaryota; Viridiplantae; Streptophyta; Magnoliopsida; Zingiberales; Zingiberaceae.
CUUAUUGACACUGUGGUCGGAGAAGCCGACGAGUGGUUCGUCCCACGCCCCUGAAACAAACAGACGCCCCUACGCCGCUUUCGCUUGCUAGGCCCUGAUGGAGGAGGAGCUCUCGGAGACGUUCGAGGCUGCAAAAAAGGCGGCGGAGCAGGUCCAGACCGGCGGGGAGUGCACGGAGGUUGAACGAUGUGUCAGUGCGCUUCGGAGGCUGAAGAAGAUACCGGUGACCACGAAGGAUUUGGUGGCCACUCAGGUUGGCAAAAAACUUCGCCUUCUGACAAAACAUUCCCAUGAUGAGAUUCGGACUGUGGCAAAUGAUUUAUUUCAGUUCUGGAAGAAACUAGUGGUUCAGGAGGCAUCAAAAGAUAAUAAGAAAUCUGAAGCCUCGGAGGGAAAAAAUAUUCCAAAGGUUGAAAAGGACACUGAGCGAGCAAUGAAACUUAAUGCGGACAGGAUUCCAAAAGCUGCAUCAACAGAGAGCAACAUUGUUUCAAAAUUUGAAUGUGUUGAAGCUGGUAGGGUAGACUGUGACGGGGAAAAACAGAAUAGCAGAAUGUGCAAACAAGGAUCUGCCAAAUUAGAGAAUACCAAUUCUAGUAAAUUUGGGCACACAAACACUGGAGAAUCAAACAAGAGGGAUGGUUUCUCCACGGAUGAGAGUGCAGAAUAUAUUUCAAAGAAACCUCGAUUAGGCAGUGGCUCAUUGAAGCUGUCUUCAAUGGUAAAGUGUAACAAUCCUGCACGUGAUAAGAUCCGAGAGCUUAUUGCAGAAGCCUUUGCGCGAGUUUCUAAGGAAACAGCUGAGAGCAAAUUAGAUGAAGUGAGGAACAUCCUGGAUGAAGUUGAUGCAUCUGACCCUAUUCGUGUAGCUGUGUCUAUGGAAUCUGCUUUAUUUGAGAAGUUAGGCCUCUCAACUGGUUCUCAAAAACACAAAUACAGGUCUAUAAUGUUCAAUUUGAGGGACAACAAUAACAAAGACUUCCGACGAAGAGUCCUCCUUGGUCUUGUAAAGCCACAGGACAUAGUUACUUUGGCUCCAGAAGACAUGGCUAGCGACGAGAGGAAACAGGUGAAUAGACAGAUAAAAGAGAAGGCCUUGUUUGAAUGUGAAAGAGGAUCAGCUCCUAAAGCAACGACCGAUCAGUUCAAAUGCGGGCGGUGUGGGCAAAGGAAGACCACAUACUAUCAAUUGCAAACACGUUCCGCUGAUGAACCAAUGACUACUUUUGUAACUUGUGUAAACUGCAACAACCAUUGGAAGUUCUGUUAAUGAAUCAA